AUGUAUAUGGUUCAUCGCAUAUCAGGAUGCAAGAAGUUGAUUCGCAAUGAUUUGGCUGCUGCAAGCAAUGACGAGAAUGUGAAAGAUGAAUUGAAUGGCCUCGAUAAGGCAGUCAGUGCUGUAUUGGGACAGCGAACAAUAGAGCGUGAUCAAUUGCGUGUGAUAGUUGCUAAAAGUAAGUUCUCAAAGCAGCGGGAUGAUAAGGGUGAGAAGAUCAUGAAGCCUGAAGAACUUGUUCGUUUAUAUGAUCUCCUUAUACAGGCUGUACAAAGAGUGUUAUUAUAUGACAGGCAUAGAGAUAUGAGGCUUGAUGUUGAUAAUAUGUCUUAUGAGGAGCUACUUGCAUUGACAGAGAGAAUAGGGAAUCAGUACUAGUACUCAAUUGCUGAAGAUGAUGAGUCUCCCAAGUCAUAUGUAAUGCAGCAAAGUUAGUUUUUGUUGUUCUGUGUACUAUGAUUAAUUUCGUGUACUCCAUGUUGGAUUAUUCAAAUACUAGUAUUUGUUUUUUGGCACAUUUGUGUUAACUCUUCUUGUAUGCUACAACUUGGUUAUGUAUUAGUUUGAACCUUUAAAUAAAAUAUUUGCUUU
Messenger RNA from Asparagus officinalis (garden asparagus), 588 nucleotides. RefSeq names its product probable E3 ubiquitin-protein ligase RHG1A. Gene Ontology annotation, cellular component: signal recognition particle, endoplasmic reticulum targeting. Gene Ontology annotation, molecular function: 7S RNA binding; endoplasmic reticulum signal sequence receptor activity; ubiquitin protein ligase activity. Gene Ontology annotation, biological process: SRP-dependent cotranslational protein targeting to membrane. The record is from RefSeq and is a predicted model, not a curated record. The transcript is spliced from 5 exons. Bases 1 to 375 code for a protein of 124 amino acids. Lineage: Eukaryota; Viridiplantae; Streptophyta; Magnoliopsida; Asparagales; Asparagaceae.